Molecule: messenger RNA, 342 nt
Organism: Blumeria graminis f. sp. triticale
Lineage: Eukaryota; Fungi; Ascomycota; Leotiomycetes; Helotiales; Erysiphaceae
Source: the annotation of a GenBank genome assembly
AUGGCUAAAGGUCUUGUGAACCUAGCCGGCCCAUAUCUGGAGGAAAUGGAGGACAUCUGCCCAGGAACAGGAGCUGAGUUUCUUGCCCUAAGUUUCGAUGGACUAUCCCAAGCAUUCCAUUGGGAAAACAUUUACAAAAGCUCCAUAACUUCAGCGGGUGCUAAUGAUAAUAAAAUCAAUCAGAACAGAAAUACUUUGGCCGCUAAUGCCACAACUGGGAACCAUCAAAGCAGAGAAGAUAAGCGUGUGAUGACACGUCUUGACAGUCAAUGUGAAGCUUUCACAGUGGAGCCGCUCUACUCCGACAGAAAUUUCAACAGCUCAUUCGGGACCCAUCGUUAG